CUUCACUGACAAGCGGUUAAUCAGUCCUGAGACUAAACCCGAAUUGCUCAUGUUGUGACGACUGACUAAUUCCAGCCUCUACCGCAGUAUCACUACAACUUUUCUCACCUCACUAAUCGCUCACCUUCAUCCCUUUUUUUCUCUUUACCAUGCAUCUUCAUGGGCAUGGCUUCCAAUAAUAAUCGCCUUCAGCCCUCGGGCCAUCUCAAUGUGACGGGCCAUCACAAUAAUCGUCGCUCUCCAAGUCCCUCGUCCUCACGUCCCAUGCCUCCCGAUCCCGGAAGUCCAGGCCCCGUCGAAGAAACAGCAUCGGAUUACUUCAACCCGCUGAGCCAAGCGCCCUCAGCGCAGUCGCAGACAUCGUUAUCAUCGUUCCCGCGCUUUCCAUCGCAAACAUCCCUUUCGGCAUUUCCAUCCUAUCAAGAAUCGAAUUAUCAACAACAGCAGCAGACGAGACGAAGACCGCCGGUCGAUCAGGCUAGACAGCCUAGUAUCCGCAUCCGCCGAAGUUCAAACGGGUCGGUUUAUUCGAAUCAUAGUGUGACGAGCCAGUUUGAUGGGUUUAGCGAUGAUGGGAGACCGAGGAGCAUCUCGCAGCCUGAGCGCGCGAGGGUCUCGGAUGGGCAGAGUGCGCUGGCUCGUCAUUCCAGGAGGGUACCGCAGGUGGCGAUGCCGCGACUUACAGAGGAGGGUGGACGGCCGAGUCUGGCGGAGUUAGGGAUCAGUGAUGAUCAGUCUGCUCCUUUGUCGCCGACUGCUUCGCUUCCUGAUGAGAAUACGAAUGGGAGGGGUGGGCUUGGUCGGCUGCGUCGGGCUAGUCGCUUCUUCUGGCCUGGGCAUCGUCGGCAAUCUGGGGAGGAUCAAAUGGCGGUGCCGAUGGGGCAACGAGAUGAUGAUCGUCGCGAUGAUGAAUAUGACCAGGAACUUGUGGAUUGGCUCGAUGUCAUCGACCCCGAAGUCCAAACCCUUUCAACGCUUACAAAUGUUCAAAACUCCCUCUUCGUUCCCGAUCUCGGAAAAUGGGUCAACCGCCGACCAACAUACGCUCUAUCCCGACACGAUCCCCAGGCAGACUGGGCACGAGGCGCUGUUGAGCAAGAACGACGUCGCGAAGCUGCGCUGGAAGCACAAGAGACCGCCACGAUCGAACCAAUUCCAGAAGCAGAAGCAGAAGAAGAAGAUCAACCUCGUCUUCCGCAGCGGAGUAACACCAUCACAUCGCGUUUGACAGACUCGCACUACGCGGCGCUUCCACAUGGAACAAACCUUGAUGGCUGGACGCCGGAAGAAAAGGCCGAGUUGGAUGAUCAUGUUCGACACAUGCUGCACUCGAGACGUGCGAGGUUCAAGCGUCGCAUGAAGGGUUUUGGUCAAUAUGUCAGAAGACCUCUUGGUUUCCUCGUCACGCUUUAUGCUACACUUAUUACGCUUUUCGGUCUGGCUUGGGUUCUGUUCCUCAUCGGCUGGAUUUAUGUCGGCGAGAAACAAGUCUAUGCAAUUCACGUCAUCGACAGUGUUCUUGUCGCGCUCUUCGCCGUCAUGGGCGAUGGUCUCGCGCCCUUCCGAGCUGUUGAUACAUACCAUAUGUUUUUCAUCUGGCGCUUCUCACGAUUGAUCAAGAGAGCUGAACAGGGAAAGAAACCGAGGAAUAGAUUACAGAAGAAGCGUGUUCCUCCGGGUGUGUCCACAAAUCCGGAGCAUUCGCACUUGACGGGUCAUCAGGCUCGUGCUCUUCUCGAAGCUCAGGACUAUAAUCCUGAGAGAGACGGAACGGUCGGCACUGUCGACAACCAACCUCAACCGAAACCUGAAAGUCCUGAGACUGUUGACCUAGAAGGCGCCAAGUCCAACAGUCCUGAUUCAGACAUGCCUGCCCUGACGUUUGCUCAGUUCAAGAGCCUGCAGCACCAUCAGAAGAAAAUGGCAAAGUCACACAGUUUCUACAAACCCCAUGAGACAUUCACACACUUCGCCUUUCCCCAAAAGUACCUCAUCGCCAUCGUCAUUCUCCUCGACUGCCACUCCUGUCUCCAAAUAUCCCUCGGCGCAUGUACAUGGGGCAUCGACUACCACACGCGCCCCUUCGCUCUGACGACCGUGAUCCUCUGUGUGAGCAUAACCUGCAACAUCACAGCUGGACUGCUCAUCAGCAUCGGCGAUCGGAAGACGAGAAAGAAGGACGUGUGGGAGUUGUUGGACAGGCAGGAGUUGACGCAGGAUGCUAUUACGCAUAUGGAGAAGAAGAAGAAAGAGGAGGAGAAGGAGAAGGAGAAAGAGAAAGAGAGGGGGUCGGAUAAGGAUGGGGAGUCGAGUAAGGGUGAUGGAUCGAGUAGUAGGACGUCGAAGGAGUUUAAAAAGUUGGUGAAGCAGAAUAGUUAGAGGGUUGUGGGAUGAAGGAUAUAUGUGGAUAUGAUGAUUACGGUUAAUAAAUAGUUGAUACCUACCUAAUUUACAUAGAUCAUGAACACGAAUAUUUGUAU
Messenger RNA from Fusarium redolens, 2480 nucleotides. RefSeq lists its product as uncharacterized. The transcript has 2 exons. Bases 160 to 2379 code for a protein of 739 amino acids. Lineage: Eukaryota; Fungi; Ascomycota; Sordariomycetes; Hypocreales; Nectriaceae. The record is from RefSeq and is a predicted model, not a curated record.